Messenger RNA from Pyricularia oryzae 70-15, 1317 nucleotides. RefSeq lists its product as uncharacterized. Bases 33 to 1055 code for a protein of 340 amino acids. Lineage: Eukaryota; Fungi; Ascomycota; Sordariomycetes; Magnaporthales; Pyriculariaceae. The transcript has a single exon. The record is from RefSeq and is a predicted model, not a curated record.
GACUUCAAAACCGCCAGGACCAAGACUCCAAGAUGGCCGAUUUUGACAACGGUAUUAGACAAAAGAAAACCAGCGUUCCUAUCAAAGCCUUCCUCGAAAGCACAGCCGCUGCAAACCGCAGAAGUCAAACCUUGCCCUCCAUGGAUCCGGGCAGUUUCGCUACCUCAAUGACCCCUACCAGACAUCAGCUCUAUCCCACGCCUUCUACAGCAUCGAGUGCCAUGUUUCGAAGCAUCGAGACCGUCCCUCGUAGGUCGGGGAUGGCCACUGCGCCUCCCGAGCCCGUCCGAGCCAUGGACCUUUCCCGAAUCCCACCGACACGGUCGUUCGCCCGCCGCACGACAGGUAUGGCAGGCAAGAAGAAAACAACAGGAGACACGGAUCCUGCUGCGAGCAUGGCUCAAGACUCGCGCACACCUUCCACCUCCGCCUCUGUGUCUCCUCGUAGUAACCAUCGAGCCGCCAUGAAGAGGACCAGUGUGGUGACCAAGUCUAAGAAACCAGACUCACCGCCCGUCUCACUGCACAACAAUGAUAGAGGCCCGUCCAGCGAUCCAAGCACGGGUAGCAGUGAUGCCCUCGUCAAGAAGAGAAAAGAAAACAGCACAGAUGACGUCGCCUCAGGCUCCGUCAAGCGCCCCCGGCCUAGCAUGGAAACCCAGUUCGAAGCACUUCGCAACGUUGUGCAAAACCUCAGCGGCCAGAUGAGCCAGCAGCGUAACAGCAUCGAGGCUUUGCAGCACCGUAAUAGUCAGCCCAGAGAUGGCGGUAGCUCGCCUGUGGUGGUUUAUCAGUCGAGCAGCUUCAAUGCGCAGGUACAAAACCUCAACCAGCUUGCCAAGGCACAGCACGAGUCGGCCCUUACUCUAAUCCAGCUGACGUAUCCACGCAUGGCUGCCGCUCUCGAUCGGCUAAAUGGAGCGACUGAGGCGCUAGUGGCCCGGGUCAGGGCAUCAGGGGUGCCUGAAGAUGAGAUUGCAUCCGAGAAUGGCGAGUUGAGGACUGCCAUGGAUUGCCUUCUCGAUUUACUAGAUGGUCAAACCCGGGUGCGGUAGCUGGUGAACACAUGCUUUUAUCCUUGCUGAUCCUGGGCCUUUUCGUGUUUGGGUUGCAUACGAGCGGUCUGAGAUAUAUUCUGUCGACUAAUGAGCUAAAUGGGGAGAUCUGACAUCUUUACCAGACUUUUCCGGGGUGACGAGUUUACAUAUGAUGGGAUCAAAGAUACAAAAGGGGGUUACCGGGCUUCAUUAGAGCAUGUUUUGGUUGCUUAUUUAACAUAUCAGAUUGCACCCAAAUCUAGCAUUCUAUCAGGCGAAG